This is a messenger RNA of Nerophis lumbriciformis (worm pipefish), 942 nucleotides long. NCBI's taxonomy places the organism in Eukaryota, Metazoa, Chordata, Actinopteri, Syngnathiformes, Syngnathidae. The record is from RefSeq and is a predicted model, not a curated record.
AUGAAGCUGACUGACAAUGUGCUGCGGAGCUUCAGGGUGGCGAAGGUUUUCCGGGAGAACACGGACAAGAUCAACUGCUUUGAUUUCAGCUCCAACGGAGAGUCGAUCAUUUCGAGCAGCGACGACGAUUCGCUCGUCUUAUACGACUGCCAAGAGGGCAAACCCAAGAGGACCCUCUACAGUAAAAAGUACGGUGUGGAUUUGAUCAGGUACACACAUGCAGCCAACACGGUGGUCUACAGUUCCAACAAAAUCGAUGAUACAAUCAGAUAUUUGUCACUUCAUGACAAUAAAUAUAUACGCUACUUCCCUGGGCACAGUAAAAGAGUGACCUCCCUCUCCAUGUCUCCUGUGGAUGACACCUUCAUUUCAGGAUCAGUGGAUAAAACCAUAAGACUGUGGGAUCUGCGCUCUCCUAAUUGUCAGGGUCUCAUGCACCUCCAAGGGAAGCCGGUCUGCUCAUUCGAUCCCGAGGGUCUCAUUUUCGCAGCGGGCAUCAAUUCGGAAAUGGUAAAGCUUUACGACCUGCGGUCGUUCGACAAGGGUCCCUUCGCCACCUUCAAGCUGCAGUACGACAGGACGUGCGAGUGGACGGGACUUAAGUUCAGCAACGACGGCAAACUCAUCCUCCUGUCCACGAACGGCUGCGCACUCCGCAUUUUGGACGCCUUUAAAGGGGCCGUGCUGCAUUCCUUCGGGGGAUACAACAACAACAAAGGUGUGACGCUGGAGGCCUCGUUCACGCCCGACUCGCAGUUUGUCGUCAUCGGCUCCGAGGACGGCAAGAUCCACGUGUGGAACGCUGAAAGUGGCAUGAAAGUGGCCAUGCUUGAUGGCAAGCACACAGGGCCCAUCACGUGCCUCCAGUUUAACCCCAAAUUCAUGACGUUCGCUAGCGCCUGUUCCAAUAUGGCAUUCUGGCUUCCCACCAUCGAUGACUGA